UCAGGGGUUAAUUUAUUUUUUCAAUAUUUAACAUGAUUUUUGAAACAACUUGGAAGCUCACCUCCAAAAAAAAACGUAAACCCGGAUUGUUAUAAUAAUUAUAGCUCCAUAAAUUGUUUGUUGAAUAAAGCACACUAUUCGGGCGCCUGCUAAAAUGUCAGUAUGCCAUUUAAGUAUGUCAAAAUACAACCCUAUGAAUAAACCGGUUCAUUUAACAAUGACAAUACUGUCAUUAUGCUGUCAUUCUGAUACUUCGUGUUGUCGGACGCGAGUUUCUUUUUAACACAAAAAUGAGUGCGAAGUCUAAUAUAUUAAAACAUGCAAUGCGACGGUCAAAUAUGAAGAAAUGGGUUGAACGUCCUCGACGAAUAGAAAAAGUAUGGACAACCGAAGAAUCGAGGAAGCUUGUGGAGUUCAUAGAAUCAAGAGAAGCUAUAUGGGAUUUUUCCUCCGUAUUGUAUAAAAAUCGGGAAGUUCGACACAAAAUCUGGGUGGACAUCGCUAUGUUUACCAACCACAGCGUAAACGAUGCAAAAAAUUAUUGGAAUAAUUUGCGUUCUCGAUUUAAUACAGAGCGGAAAAAAGCACUCGCGUAUGAAAGUUUACAUCCGGGAAGCAAAUUUGAAUCGGCUUUCGAAUUAUAUUUGCCUAUGCAGUUUUUAACUAAAUCAGAAGCGCAUAAACUCAAAGCAAAUGUAAAGAGGGAAAAUUUGCACUCCGAAACAAAAAGUAAUACUUCUCUGGCGAAUCCACUACAAGAUGAUAGUGAUUUGGAGUACAAUAUAAGCUCGGAUGAUUCUUAUAUAAUGGGCAAUAAUUAUGCUGCUUUGAUGAUGCGUGGUGGCGAUAAUUGCGCGAUUGAUAAUGAACAAACUCUCAAUAAUGAAAUUGUUUUGAAACAAAGUUCACAGCUUUUGCCCGAAAAUGAGGCUUGUGAUUUAGAAAAUUUUACGUCGGACCCUUUAUCAUCUGUGCCGCCUGUGAAGUCGUUUACUAACAGACCGCAGGAAUUGCAUACAAAUAGAAGAUGGAAAGAAGUAUUUUCGGAAUUCGUAUUAUGCGAGCUUGAUAGAUAUGAGUACAACGAUGCACAGAGAUUGAAAACACAACUGGCGCAAGUUUGCCUAAAUUUUGAGCCAACGAACGAGUGAUGAACUGUUUGCUGUUAAUAAUGUUAAUUAGAAUAAAAUAAAAUGGAUUUAUAUGUAUGUGUAUACAUACGUAUGAAAUAAGUAUUUUGUACGUAAAUUAUAUACCUAAGUACAAAGGAAUUUUUUAAUAAUAGUUUACCGCUACCCAACAGUUUAA
Molecule: messenger RNA, 1308 nt
Organism: Rhagoletis zephyria (snowberry fruit fly)
Lineage: Eukaryota; Metazoa; Arthropoda; Insecta; Diptera; Tephritidae
Biological process (GO): regulation of transcription by RNA polymerase II
Cellular component (GO): transcription regulator complex; nucleus
Source: RefSeq, a predicted model, not a curated record